GCACAAUGGCUAUGACUCGUAUCCUAGUACUGCUGUGUUUGGUUUUUGUAUCACACAUGGGUGAGGCAAAAGUACUUGUGCCCUCUGCUAUCUCUGCUUGUGAACGUAUAUUUGAGUACUUCCCCAAUUGCUUAGAAUUCCUGGUGGGGGAUCCAAAUUAUGUUAGGCCAUCAAGAAGAUGCUGUCAACAUGUUGUGAAGCUUAACAUAUUAGCCCGUCAUAGGACAGGCCCCAGGACCAUUUGUUGGUGCAUUCAGGUCAUGGUUAAGGGAAUGACACCAGCAUUGGUCCCCUCCAAGAUACAAGAUCUUCCCCUUAUGUGCCACACCACCCUCAGCUUUCCCAUCUCUGAUAGCAUCGAUUGCUCCAAGGUUGGUUAGGAUAUAUUAUGAUGGUAUUGGUGCGCAAUAAUCAAGGGAGGUUCAAAAGUGGACAAAUAAAUCAGUACAUGUAGAAGUCACUUAUAAACAUAGAUUAUGUCUUAGAAUAGAAUGUUAAGUGGAAUGAUAAUGUUGCUACAUAUAUUUGUCGCUUCAGCCAAAUAUAGUAGAAGAAAGAUAAGAUAUGCCUUGCAAUAUGUAGCUAAGCUAAAGAUAAUUCAUGGAAAGGUAACCUCAAAAUAAAAA
Messenger RNA from Glycine soja, 626 nucleotides. Its product is annotated as non-specific lipid-transfer protein 13-like. Gene Ontology annotation, molecular function: lipid binding. The transcript has 3 exons. Bases 6 to 380 code for a protein of 124 amino acids. The record is from RefSeq and is a predicted model, not a curated record. Gene Ontology annotation, cellular component: membrane. Gene Ontology annotation, biological process: lipid transport. Lineage: Eukaryota; Viridiplantae; Streptophyta; Magnoliopsida; Fabales; Fabaceae.